Ricinus communis (castor bean) is the source of this 778-nucleotide messenger RNA. Its product is annotated as 40S ribosomal protein S17. Gene Ontology annotation, cellular component: ribosome. Bases 144 to 578 code for a protein of 144 amino acids. The record is from RefSeq and is a predicted model, not a curated record. Gene Ontology annotation, molecular function: structural constituent of ribosome. NCBI's taxonomy places the organism in Eukaryota, Viridiplantae, Streptophyta, Magnoliopsida, Malpighiales, Euphorbiaceae. Gene Ontology annotation, biological process: translation. The transcript is spliced from 2 exons.
UUUACCUGAUGUAGACCAAUAUAAAACCUAACCCUAAAAUCUCCCAUCUUCUUCUCCAUCUUUGUGGCCGCCUCUCCUUCCACACACAAGCACACACAUACUUGCACAGAGAUUUCCUCUCUUACCUUGUUCAAUAAGAAAAAAUGGGUCGUGUCCGUACAAAAACAGUGAAGAAAUCAUCACGACAAGUGAUAGAACGGUACUAUUCAAAGAUGACACUCGAUUUUCACACAAACAAGAAAAUCUUGGAAGAAGUAGCAAUAAUCCCAUCAAAGCGUCUUCGUAACAAGAUUGCUGGGUUUUCCACCCAUUUGAUGAAACGGAUCCAGAAGGGUCCGGUCAGAGGUAUUUCGCUGAAACUUCAAGAGGAAGAGAGAGAGCGCCGCAUGGACUUUGUGCCUGAAGUUUCAGCCAUCAAAACUGAUCAGAUCGAGGUUGAUAAGGAGACUAUUGACAUGCUUGCUGCUCUUGGUAUGGGUGAUAUGCCUGGCCUCGUUCAGGUGGACCCUGUUGCUGCUGUGCCCGUCGCCCAGUUUGGGUUUGGUAGAGGUGCCGGUGGACUUGGCAGGAGGUUUUGAAUGAGUUUAGGACUUCUAUUCUGAUUGGUGAAAAAUCCUCUUAUCCAGGAGAAAGGACAUCCUCCACUUGCAGGUUCUUUUGGAAAAUUCCAUGUCUUUAUGUUUGUGUAAAACACCUUCUUUUUAGUUAGUUUUAAUUCUCAAAUUGAACAAUUGCUACUGGUAAUAAAUCUAAGGAACUGAGUGCCGUUCUAAAUUAA